This is a messenger RNA of Sinocyclocheilus grahami, 1714 nucleotides long. RefSeq names its product protocadherin gamma-A10-like. Gene Ontology annotation, molecular function: calcium ion binding. Bases 152 to 1714 code for a protein of 520 amino acids. The transcript has 4 exons. Gene Ontology annotation, biological process: homophilic cell-cell adhesion. NCBI's taxonomy places the organism in Eukaryota, Metazoa, Chordata, Actinopteri, Cypriniformes, Cyprinidae. Gene Ontology annotation, cellular component: plasma membrane. The record is from RefSeq and is a predicted model, not a curated record.
UCGACGGUGAGCGGUGCAUUCCUCUAUUGUCCUCAUAUAUCGACCAUAAACUAAAUUCAGUAAUUUCAUCUGGCUUUACAUGCUGAUAACUUCAAUACAUUUUUGUUGAUUUUCAUAUAGAUAGAUCAAAACCUUACGCGUUGCUGCUGAGAUGUUUGGGUUUUUGUUCUUCGUGCUGAUGGCGCACACUGCUUAUGGAGACGUGAGCUAUUCUUUCCCGGAGGAGAUGAAACGCGGAUCUGUGAUUGGAAAUAUAGCAAAGGAUCUCGGGCUAGAUGUAAAGAGUCUGUCAAGUCGUGAUGCCCGAAUUGAUAAUGAAGGUAACAGAAAACGGUACUGUGACAUUAAUACGAAUACCGGAGAACUGAUUGUAGCGGAGAGAAUCGACAGAGAGGGAAUUUGUGGGAAGAAAGCUUCAUGUGUUAUGAAACAGGAGCUAGUGCUGGAAAAUCCGUUGGAGCUACAUAGAUUUAUUCUUAAUAUUCAGGACAUCAAUGAUAAUUUACCACAGUUCAAACUAAAUAUAAUCAAAUUCGAAAUAAGUGAAUCAGCAGACAAAGGAUCCCGCUAUUUAUUAGAUGAGGCCCACGACGCGGAUAUUGGUAUGAAUUCAGUGCAGUCAUAUACAUUAGAAAACAACGAACAUUUUCUUCUUAGUGUUCUUACAGGGGUAAAUGGAGUAAAAUAUGGAGAGCUUGUUAUUAAUAAGGAGUUGGAUCGUGAGAAGCAAAAUGAAGUAACAUUAAUUCUCACUGCGGUAGACGGCGGGACUCCACCGAGAUCAGAUACUGUAGUGGUGACAGUGAGCGCUACUGAUGCUGACGAGGGACAAAAUGGAGAAGUGACUUAUGAGUUUAGUCAUUUAUCAGAAAGUCUUUUGGAAAUAUUUGAUCUCGAUGCAGUGUCUGGUGAACUUAAACUAACAGGUAUCAUAGAUUAUGAGGAGGAGAGUACAAUUGAACUGCCGAUUCAGGCUAAAGAUAGUCAAGGUCUAGCAGGUCGAUGCGCUGUGUUAAUAGAUGUAAUUGAUGUCAAUGAUAACACCCCUACCAUAAUGACUAAAUCUGUUAAAAUCUCCAUUCCUGAGAAUGCGUUACCCGGUACAGAGGUUGGCAUCAUUAAUGUGCAGGACAGAGACUCUGAGAAUAACGGACAGGUGCGCUGCUCCAUUCAGCUAAACGUCCCAUUUAAACUCGUACCUUCAAUCAAAAAUUACUAUUCUCUGGUGACCACAGGUGAAUUAGACCGCGAGCUGCUCUCUGAUUAUAAUAUUACAAUUACUGCUACUGAUGAGGGCUCUCCGCCUUUAUCUUCCACUAAGAAUAUUCACCUGACUGUAGCUGACGUGAAUGAUAAUCCACCUGUAUUUCAGGAGCAGAGUUACAGAGCUCAUGUGCAAGAAAAUAACAAACCGGGCUCCUCUAUUUGUUCAGUAUCAGCUACAGACCCGGACUGGAGACAGAAUGGGACUGUAGUUUAUUCUCUGUUGUCCUCUGAUCUCAAUGGCGCACCGGUGUCCUCCUUUCUAUCCAUUAACGGAGACACCGGGGUCAUUCGUGCCGUGAGGUCGUUUGAUUACGAACAGCUGAAAAGUUUAACUGCUGACCUGACUCUGAAAAAGACUCAGUCCUCUGUGGAUGAUCUUGAAAGACUUGAUGCGGAAAUGAGCGAUUCCUUUCAGGUAGUGUUGCUGCCGGCUGUUGUUUCGCUGUAA